AUCCGGGUUUCCCUCCUGCCUCUGCUCCAGUCUCUCUCCUUAUUUUAUUAGAAGCCAUUUUGGAGAGAGUUGAGGGUAUUUGGGGGAGCCGUGCGUGUGUCUCAUAGAAGUUUGGGCUCGUGUGAGCGGCUCCCCCUGUGUCUGUUGCUGCAGAAGGAGGAGUCGCUGCAGGAGGGGGUGGGGAAGUCGCUGGUGUUUCAUGUGUCCGGGCUCCUCAGUCUCACUCUCAUUUCUUUCCCACGGAGCCACAUUACAACUCGCCUUUAACCCUUUCCCUGGCCACGCGUGUUGCCGACCCCUCCCGACCCUCCUGUGUUUCCCGGGCGCUGAGCGAGGAGAGAGAGAGCGACAUUGUUGCGGCGGGGGAUUGGGCGACAUUGUAGCGAAUAAUCGGAGCGGCUGAUACAUUGUUGUUGUUGUAAAGGAAUUAGCUCGGCCGAAUGGGAUGUUGCGGCUCCUGCCUGAGUCGCUGCUGCUGCUGAGAGCGGCCGAUCCCCGCGGGAACAUGGGGGCUGCUGUGCCGCUGACUUUAGCGCUUCUUCUCGCAACUUUCCGCGCAGGCUCAGGACAUGAUGAAGUGGAGACAAGAGAGUGUAUAUACUACAAUGCCAACUGGGAACUGGAGAAGACCAACCAAAGUGGAGUUGAAAGCUGCGAAGGGGAAAAGGACAAGCGACUUCACUGUUAUGCGUCUUGGAGGAACAAUUCGGGCUUCAUAGAGCUGGUGAAAAAAGGAUGCUGGCUCGAUGACUUUAAUUGUUAUGACAGACAGGAAUGUAUUGCCAAGGAAGAAAACCCCCAAGUCUUUUUCUGCUGCUGCGAAGGAAACUACUGCAACAAGAAAUUUACUCAUUUGCCUGAAGUCGAAACAUUUGAUCCGAAGCCCCAGCCGAUGCCCUCCGUACUCAACAUUCUGAUCUAUUCCCUGCUUCCAAUUGCUGGUCUUUCCAUGGUAAUUCUCCUGGCGUUUUGGAUGUACCGGCAUCGAAAGCCUCCCUACGGACAUGUAGACCUCAACGAGGACCCCGGUCCGACCCCUCCGUCUCCGAUGGUUGGGCUGAAGCCGCUGCAGUUGCUGGAGAUAAAGGCUCGCGGCCGGUUCGGCUGCGUCUGGAAAGCCCGCCUGCUGAAUGAAUAUGUCGCUGUGAAAAUCUUCCCCGUCCAGGAUAAGCAGUCGUGGCAGUGUGAGAAAGAGAUCUUCAACACGCCGGGCAUGAAACAUGAAAACCUUUUGGAGUUCAUCGCCGCCGAGAAGAGGGGGAGUAACCUGGAGAUGGAGCUGUGGCUCAUCACUGCAUUUCAUGAUAAGGGUUCUCUGACGGAUUACCUUAAAGGAAACCUGGUAAACUGGAAUGAACUGUGUCACAUAACCGAAACAAUGGCUCGUGGGCUUUCCUACUUACACGAAGAUGUGCCCCGGUGUAAAGGGGAAGGGCACAAACCUGCAAUCGCUCACAGAGAUUUUAAAAGUAAGAAUGUAUUGAUAAGAAACGACCUGACGGCGAUAUUAGCAGACUUCGGGCUGGCCGUACGAUUUGAGCCUGGAAAACCUCCCGGAGAUACACACGGGCAGGUUGGCACCAGGAGGUAUAUGGCUCCUGAGGUUCUAGAGGGAGCAAUUAACUUUCAGCGAGAUUCCUUUCUCAGGAUAGAUAUGUAUGCCAUGGGGCUGGUGCUCUGGGAAAUAGUAUCCCGAUGUACAGCAGCAGAUGGGCCAGUCGACGAGUACCUGCUCCCUUUCGAGGAAGAAAUUGGGCAACAUCCUUCCCUGGAGGAUCUGCAGGAAGUUGUGGUUCACAAGAAAAUGCGCCCUGUAUUCAAAGACCACUGGCUGAAGCACCCCGGUCUGGCCCAACUGUGCGUCACCAUUGAAGAAUGCUGGGACCACGACGCAGAGGCACGACUUUCCGCGGGCUGCGUAGAGGAGCGUAUUUCCCAAAUCCGUAAAUCCGUGAACGGCACUACCUCGGACUGCCUUGUAUCCAUUGUUACAUCUGUCACCAAUGUGGACUUGCCACCCAAAGAGUCCAGUAUCUGAGGUCUCUUUGGUCUUUCCAGACUCAGUGAAUUUUUUUUUAAAAAAAACUCAAGAAUGCAGCUGCUAUUUUAUCUUGACUUUUUAAUAUUAUUAUUUUUUUUUUUCUUGGAUUUUACUUGGAUUGGAUCAAUUUUACCAGCACGUCAUUUCGAUAGUAUUAAAAAAAAACCACACAGAACAGACAUCUCAGCGAGCAUUCAGGUGCCGACUUAUGAAUGCCGAUAGGAGCAGGUACUUCACAACCUCAACAAACUCAUUUCUAGAGAAUGUUCUCCUGGUUUCCUUUAUCUCAGAAGAGCAGAGGAAAACCCUUAAGUCAAGCAAAUGCUGCAGAACUUUGUAGUACGCUGAAGACUGUUACAUUAGAUACACCUUCCGCAAACAAGGAUUUUAUCCCGACAACCAUAAUCACCCUCUUGGUUUAGACAGUGUGCUCCAAAAAAACACACAAAAAAAAUCAGUUUUUUUUUUUUUAACGGAUCUAACGGGUGUCUUUGUAACACGCAGAGGAAUUUGGAAGAGAAUGUUCUCAUUUGCGAGAACUUAAAUGUUCAGGAGGUUCUAGGUGUGGGCAGGGUAGAUUUGGGGGAGGGGGUUGCACUUUGCAGAAUCUGUCGAAAACCAUUAAUUGCUAUGGAGCAACUUCUCAGGUAAAUAUUCUAAAGGGGAAGGAUGCUUUUAUAUUCCAUUGCUGCGAGACAGCGGUACAGAGAAAGGAGUCUUUGAUGCUUUUUGGCUAUUGUAACACAAAAAUAGACUCAGUGUGAAAAAUCUUAGUGCACCAAAGGCAGUUUUUAUGCAAACACCAGUUUAUAAUAUAUAUAUUUGCUGCCUAUGACAGUACCAGAAUUUCUGGAUCAUAAUAUAUAGUAAUAUUUCUGCUGAGCAGAAUGAACCAUCAUGCUCUUGUGGCACAUGGUCCAAAUUUACCAUGGCCUAAGCCAGAGGUUUCCAAGCUAUGGAGCGGGCGACCUAGGGAGGUCCAAUAUAGGAUGAGGGCUUAUUUUCUAGACACCCCUGGAAGCCUAAGGGUGGCCAUGGACGUAGAGAUCCGCUCUUUUGACGAUGUCGCCAAAUGAGCAGAUCUCUCCGACCGGAGAGAUCUGGCUGACUUUCGGGCAUAUAUCGAUCAGGGAAGCCCGUCGAAUGGCCCCACACACGGGCCAAUAAACUGCCAACUCGGCCUGUCGCAAGCUUUUAUCGGCCCGUGUAUGGGGGCCUUUACGGUUAGGCAAAAGUUUGGUUUUGUCCUAGAUUUCAUGUUUUUGUUACAUCUGAAACCAGGUUAUCGGGGCUCUUACCAAACAUCAGACCACUUGGCUUGAAAAUCUCUGGCUGAGGCAAAAAGAUUCCAUUUCGUCAUUGGUGUAAGGCUCUCUUUCUCUGUAUUCUAAGUUUAAAUCUAGCUUAGUGCAUAUUCAGAGAACCCACAAGAUCUGCCAUAAUCUUGCUCAAGUCCGUGAAUUUUCUUGUUGCUGCUGAUUAUCGAACACUUGGAUACAUUUUAUUUUUUUUUGUUCAUCUGCAAAAACAAGCAAUGUUGUCAAACUACAAAAGCGUUCAGAUUUAUGUGGCUUCCGAGGCCGCUCUCUUUCUCUGCUGGAUCAACCACUGACUUGGGCGGUAGAUGUUGAUCAAGCAAAGGCUGGUGGCCAAUGUUCAGAGCUGGUUUUAGGGUAGGGCAGAAAGGGCAUUUGCCUUGGACCCCACAGUAAACUGUUAAAAUAACAAAGGAGAUACCAUGUUGUUUUCUGGUUAUUGUAUAUAUGUAUAGAAUAAACAUCCGGCAUGUCUUACCUGCUGCUUUCCAGCUACUGUUUGGUUUAACAAUAGGAUGGUUGCAGGUUAUACAUCCUGGAAUUAAUUAUGGGGUUCCAGCCUCAGUCUCUGCUCACCUCUAACUCCGGCUCUGCCGACUGAUAAAAGAAAGAGAGAAAAAAAAAAAA
Molecule: messenger RNA, 3984 nt
Organism: Xenopus laevis (African clawed frog)
Lineage: Eukaryota; Metazoa; Chordata; Amphibia; Anura; Pipidae
Gene: acvr2b.S
Product: activin A receptor type 2B S homeolog
Biological process (GO): cell communication; developmental process; signaling
Cellular component (GO): plasma membrane; signaling receptor complex; activin receptor complex
Molecular function (GO): protein serine/threonine kinase activity; activin binding; activin receptor activity
Source: RefSeq, marked provisional